Molecule: messenger RNA, 2526 nt
Organism: Coniosporium apollinis CBS 100218
Lineage: Eukaryota; Fungi; Ascomycota; Dothideomycetes
Exons: 3
Coding region: 1-2526 (841 amino acids)
Biological process (GO): regulation of transcription by RNA polymerase II
Cellular component (GO): nucleus
Source: RefSeq, a predicted model, not a curated record
AUGGCCCACUUCCCAGACGACUUCGUGCCCGACGAGGACUUCCGGUCGUCGGACAUUGAGAUCGACCUUCCCGUCAACCCGCAUGCUGAUCUAGGCAAGAAGGCCAUCGCCCGUAUGGACAAGACCGCAUUUCGCGACCGCUACGAGUCAAAGGCUGCCGUCAAGCAAGCGACGCUCGUCACUGGGGCUGUAAGCACCGUAGUAGCUCGGGCGAGAUGGGCCAACCUCUUCUAUAACUUCCUAGAGGUGACGCUGCAGAAGAACCGCAAGGUGCACGUCCCAACUGCCGAGGACAUUGAACGCUUCAUCAGAACCGUGCCUAAACACCUUCGCUCCCCUCGAGAGUCCGGAGUGAUCUCCUACUCCUACCUACAGUAUGGCCUCUCCGCCGUCAUCAAGACACUCAAAUUCGACUACAAGACCUUCGCGCUCUCCACACACGGUGCACAGCGCCUCCAAAACGCGUUCGCGGAUCUCAAGAAACAGGGCGCCAUAACCAAGGAUCCUUAUCUGAUCCGGCAGUACGUCACCGCGCGUGUCUUGAAGCGGCUGGUGGGCGCACUCAUCACCAAUGCCUUGACCCACGGGACGACAUCCUGGGACAAGGUCCUCGCGAGGGCGCUGUCCAUGGUGACCCAGGCCGCAACGGUUGGAAGAGCAGGCGAUGUAGCUCUGAAUUCACUGUACAAGGGGAACGAGUACCUUCGGUUCGAGCACGUUCGCAUCAAGCUGGCUCACAACUCGGCUGGUAACGAGGUCCUCGUUUGCCAGGUCAAGAUGGAGUAUCGGAAAGGGCAGAAGACGAACGGCGCCGCUUUUGAAUGGGUCAGAAUCGACAUCCUCGAAAAUGACCAACCGCGCUAUCUCUGUUUCGUCACGUUGCUACUGGUCUGUGCUAUGAGGAUGGGUGCGGUCGAGGCGCAGUCUCUUCAAGAAGUCAUGGAGCAGUGUCGCACUGCGCCGAACCGAAUUCUCAAGUGGGCGCAGCCAGCCUGGCCUGUCCUGAUGCGUUUUACUCAGACCGGUCUGGACAUUCCCCAGGCGGGCACUGUGUAUCAGAUUGGGGAUACUGUCAGGCUCGCUGCCGAACUCGCCGGGUUGCCCGUCAUCGUCAGAACCCACGACAUCCGCCGUGGCUCUAUGCGGGAUCUUUCGUAUCUGCCCCCAUCUUCCGCCAGGGGCCUCGCCACAGAUUUCGUCGCCAACGCAGCCGGACACAGCAAUCGGACCAUGACCGCGGGAAUCACUCAGAGCUACAUCGGUCCCCAGAAGUCAGGAAACUGGGACAAGAGAGUCGCUGCGAUUGACAAGGGUGACCAAGAUACCAUCAGUGAAGCCUUCGAUCUGGACAUCACCGCUGCUCCUUACAAGAGGGCAAGGUUAACGAUGGAUGAGGUGACUACCUUCGCGGCAGAAUCCGGCCUUGACCACGAGACACGAAAAGCUCGACGAACCGUAGUCACCAAGCUUCAGCGGAAGAAGAAGUCUGACUGGAUUGAUACGGCAGGUGAAUCGAGGCCCUCGAUUACUCCCACCAAAGCCGCACACCCUUCAUCCCCUGCCUCAGACGAGUCCGACCCCGACGACCCUACCUACUUGGACUCGGAUGGAUCCGCCAGCUACGAGGACCUCGGAGCAGAAGAGCUCUUGUUCGGCGGCUCUGUCGAGGACCUUAGCAACGAGUCACUCGAUGAGCUCAUGCAGGAGAAUGGAACGCCUUCGCAGUCACUUCCUCCAGAGCUGUCACUACGCCCGGCCGAGUUCAUCGAAUUCUUCUCUCGCAUCAACACCUACCGCUACGCCAGCGCAGCUACGCUCGACAAUGCGGCGACGGGAGGAAGCAGAUCGACACCGUCGUUUUUCCCCAACGUCUGCCCCAACGCCAAGUAUGGAUGCGAGUUCGUCUGCAAUUUUGUACAGGGCCUUGAAGUGCAUGUGGCUUCCUAUCCCACCAAUGCAGAGGAGCAUGCAAGGCUCGCUGCAGCCAGGGAAUUUCGCUGCACUUACGACGGAUGCACCAAGAAGUACACGGCCAAGGCGAACCUCGUAGAGCAUCUCAGGACCCACGAAGGGAAGCCCCGGGUCGAUCCCAGACCAUGUCACGUUGCUGGCUGCGACCCGAGUAUCGUGUACACGGAAUGCGAGCUGCAAAAACACAUGGACAUGGCUCAUUCCGGCUACAAACCUACAGGCUGCAUGAUUUCAGGGUGCAAGCAUGUGGCCCCGUUCGCUACGUUCCAGGCCAUUAGAAUUCACCUUCGCAAAGUCCACAAGCUAGAGGGUGAGGAGCUGGCCGCGUUGCUCGAGGGCCUUAAGGACAAAGCUCUAGCGGCUCCUGAUUUCCGCAAGAAGAGGACGCCCAAGUACCAGUACACACCCAUAGGUUGCCCCCUCGCCGCCACGGGAGAUUGCAAGUCGAAGAGGCAGCUUUACAAAUCCCGGAGGGACCUGACCCUUCAUAUGAGGUCCAUUCACAAGAUGACAGCUGCGGAACUCAACGCGCUGCUAGCCGAGGGCCUCGAAUGA